AUGGGAGGGUUUUAUGAUUCGUCAGACGAUCGGAAUCUAAAAUAUCUUCUGGAUAUUUUGCCACUGGAAACUGUUGAAUAUGCAUGCGCCUAUGGUUCGGGUGCGGUACCGCAGGAGAGCGGUGGGACAUUCGACGAAAUGAUCGAUUUCAUUAUUGCAACGCGAGAUUCAAAUCAAUUUCAUAAGCAGAAUUUGAACAUGAAUCCGAUGCACUACUCAUCGUUACGUUUUCUGGGUUAUCAAAAGAUUGCACAAGUGCAAAGGAGCUAUGCCGCUCGGGUCUAUUGUAACACUCGAGUUUCGUACAAAGAUCAAUUUAUUAAGUAUUCUGUGAUUGAUGCCGAUGAUUUGUUGCUGGAUCUAAUCGAAUGGAGAUGGAUGUAUUUGGCUGGAAGAUUACAGAAACAUGUUGUUGAUAUCGUCAGUCCUUCAUCGAGGAUAACUUCCGCUAUGAAAAAGAACCGUUCUAGUGCUUUACAGGCGACAUUGUUACUUUUGCCGGAUAAAUUCUCACUUUCACAAUUUUAUAAUGAGCUCAUAUCGCUUUCAUAUCGUGGUGAUUUUCGAAUGUCAUUUGGUGAAGACAAAAAUAAAAUAAGAAGAAUUGCUGAGGGAAGUAAGACUCAGCUUAAUCAGAUCUAUGCGCCACUCUUGGAAGCUGACAAAUAUAUUUCCAUUCAAGGCUGCACCGUCGAACAAGACAGACGUAGUUCCGUAUUUUAUAAACGAAUUAUGGAAUUACCCUUUAACGUACUUUGGAAUUUACAACGCAGAAUUAACGGCAGGAACGGAAUGCAAAACGAUAUAGAGGAGAUUGCUGCUUUACUGGCACGACAACUGAAUGGACCGAAACCUGUUGCUGCGGCCAUUGAAGAUAUUGUCCGAAGAUCUGCUUUGCAACAGACUGCAAAAAAUGCAUUUUCUGCAGGUAUCACACGCUCAAUUGCUUAUGCUUUUACAAAGACCACAAAAAUGCUGAAGUCAAUGAAAUAUUUAUAA
This is a messenger RNA of Cercopithifilaria johnstoni, 999 nucleotides long. Lineage: Eukaryota; Metazoa; Nematoda; Chromadorea; Rhabditida; Onchocercidae. The record is from the annotation of a GenBank genome assembly.